CUGCCAAUCGACCGCAGUUUCACGGUGAGCGGAUUUGGCACCGUGGUUACGGGCACACUCAUCGACGGUUCGAUGGCGGUGGGUCAGCAGGUUGAACUGUCCCCGUCGGGCGUGCAGGCCCGGAUCCGCGGUUUGCAGAGCCACCAGUCCCGAGUCGAUGCCAGCGCGCCGGGCGUGCGUCUGGCGCUGAACCUGUCGGGAGUUUCCCGCGAGGAUGUGCUGCGUGGCGAGGUGUUGACCAAUCCGUGCUGGCUGCGAGCCACGCGCCGGUUUGACGCUCGCCUGCGGAUGGUGCGCGGAGCGCCCCACGCCCUGAAACACAACGAGGGCGUUACCUUCCACCUGUUUACCAGCGAAACUACCGCCCGCGUCCGGUUGCUGGACGCUGACCGGUUGCAACCCGGAAGCGAAGGCUGGGUGCAAGUGCUGCUGGACGACCCGGUGCCAAUGGUGAAGGGGGACUUUUUUGUCCUACGUUCAUCGGAGGACACGCUGGGAGGCGGGCAGAUUGUCGACCCAAACCCUCGGCGGCGGCACCGCCGUUUCGCUCCGGAAGUAUUGGACAGGCUCACUACCCUGGACGCCGGCGCCAGCGAGGAUGUCAUCAUCACGCUGGCCGACCAACUUGGGCCGUGCGACGUUCGAACCCUGUCCCAGCGUUCCAACCUGUCGGAAGCGGAAGUGCUGGCGCGCCUGUCCGAAUUGACCGAGCAGGGUGAAGUGGUGGCCCUGGGCGAGUUGGGCGUGCAGGCUGAUGCGGUGGUCUAUUCGCGGCGGGGCUGGGACAUCGUUCGCAAUCAGGCACAGGUGGCGUUGCAGACCUACCAUAACCAGUACCCGCUGCGGAAGGGGGCGCCGCCGCAGCAACUGCGUAGUCGAUUGAACUUGCCUCAACCGGUUUACGUCCGUGCGGCCGUGCGGCUCGCCGACGAGGGCUUUGCCAUUGAAGAUGGCGGACUGAUACGCGCUCCAGACCACGUGAUUGAGUUGAGCGAUAAGCAACAAGGCGACGUUGCAAAUUACCUGGAAUCACUGGCCGCCGAACCGUGGUCGCCGCCCACCGAUCGGCCUGUCGAUCCUGAAUUAUUGAGUUAUCUGCAAGACCGUGGAGACGUGAUCAAAGUCAACGAUUCAGUGGUGUUCACCACGGCGGCCUAUGAGGAUAUGGCGGGCCGCAUCGUACAGCACCUGCAAACCAACGGCAGCGUUACCGUCGCCGACGCCCGCACCAUAUUCGGCACCAGUCGCAAGUACGUUUUGCCAUUGCUGGAGUAUCUGGACCAGCAACGCAUCACCCGACGCGUGGGCGACGAACGGGUGCUACGGUAG
Geodia barretti is the source of this 1329-nucleotide messenger RNA. NCBI's taxonomy places the organism in Eukaryota, Metazoa, Porifera, Demospongiae, Tetractinellida, Geodiidae. The record is from the annotation of a GenBank genome assembly.